GGACAGAGGCCGGGCGGGCCCUCGAGGGGGAGGCCCGGACGCCAUCUCCGCCGGCGAACCCCGAGGCCCACCGACCUCCCAGCAACGCCUCUCUUCCCCAGGGCAAUCCCCUCGCCCCUUCUCUAGCUCGACUUCUCCCACCUCAAGGCUGACCGCCACCGGCCCCGCCUCCUCAGAGUAAAAUCAUGAAGGUGGUGAACCUGAAGCAAGCCAUUUUGCAAGCUUGGAAGGAGCGAUGGAGUGACUACCAGUGGGCAAUCAACAUGAAGAAAUUCUUUCCCAAAGGAGCCACCUGGGACAUUCUCAACCUAGCAGAAGCACUACUGGAGCAGGCCAUGAUUGGACCUUCCCCCAAUCCUCUCAUCCUGUCCUACCUGAAGUAUGCCAUUAGUUCCCAGAUGGUGUCCUACUCCUCCGUCCUCACAGCAAUCAGCAAGUUUGAUGACUUUUCCCGGGACCUGUGUGUCCAGGCUUUGCUGGAUAUCAUGGACAUGUUUUGUGACCGACUGAGCUGUCACGGCAAAGCGGAGGAGUGCAUCGGGCUGUGCCGGGCCCUUCUCAGCGCCCUCCACUGGCUGCUGCGCUGCACCGCAGCCUCUGCAGAGCGGCUCCGGGAGGGGCUGGAGGCCGGCACCCCAGCGGCUGGUGAGAAGCAGCUUGCCAUGUGCCUGCAGCGCCUGGAGAAGACCCUCAGCAGCACCAAGAACCGGGCCCUGCUCCACAUCGCCAAACUAGAGGAGGCCUCCUCCUGGACUGCCAUCGAGCAUUGUCUCUUGAAGCUUGGGGAGAUCCUGGCCAGUCUCAGCAACCCCCAGCUCCGGAGCCAGGCUGAGCAGUGUGGCACGCUCAUUAGGAGCAUCCCCAGCAUGCUGUCCGUGCACUCUGAGCAGCUGCACAAGACUGGCUUCCCCACCGUCCACGCGGUGGUCCUGCUUGAGGGCACCAUGAACCUGACGGGCGAGACGCAGCCCCUGGUGGAACAGCUGAUGAUGGUGAAACGCAUGCAGCAUAUCCCCACCCCGCUCUUUGUCCUGGAGAUCUGGAAAGCCUGCUUCGUGGGCCUCAUCGAGUCUCCUGAGGGCACGGGGGAGCUCAAGUGGACAGCUUUCACUUUCCUGAAGAUUCCACAGGUUUUGGUGAAGUUGAAGAAAUACUCCCAUGGGGACAAGGACUUUACCGAGGAUGUCAAUUCUGCUUUUGAGUUCCUGCUGAAGCUCACACCCUUGCUGGACAAAGCUGACCAGCGCUGCAACUGUGACUGUACAAAUUUCCUACUCCAAGAAUGUAGCAAGCAGGGGCUUCUGUCUGAAGCCAGUACGAACAACCUCAUGGCCAAGCGCAAAGCAGACCGGGAGCACGCACCCCAGCUGAAAUCAGAUGAAAAUGCCAACAUCCAGCCCAACCCCGGGCUGAUCCUCCGCGCGGAGCCCACCGUCACCAACAUCCUCAAAACAAUGGAUGCAGACCACUCCAAGUCCCCGGAGGGGCUGCUAGGGGUCCUGGGCCACAUGCUGUCUGGGAAGAGCCUGGACUUGCUGCUGGCUGCUGCUGCGGCCACUGGGAAGCUUAAGUCCUUUGCCCGGAAAUUCAUCAAUUUGAACGAAUUCACAACACACCGCAGUGAAGAAAGCAGCUGGGGGUCAGCCUUUUCAUCCUUCACAGCCAAGGCGGCCUCAGUUCGAGCCUUGCUCUUUGACAUCUCCUUUCUCAUGCUGUGCCACGUGGCCCAGACCUAUGGCUCAGAGGUGAUCCUGUCCGAGUCAAACACGGGAGGAGAGGUGUUCUUCUUUGAGACCUGGAUGCAGACUUGCAUGCCCGAGGAGGGAAAAAUCCUGAACCCUGACCACCCCUGCUUCCGGCCCGACUCCACCAAAGUGGAGUCCCUGGUGGCUCUGCUCAACAAUUCCUCGGAGAUAAAGCUGGUGCAGAUGAAGUGGCAUGAAGCCUGUCUCAACAUUUCAGCGGCCAUCUUGGAAAUCCUCAAUGCCUGGGAGAAUGGGGUGCUGGCCUUUGAGUCCAUCCAGAAAAUCACCGAUAACAUCAAGGGGAAGGUGUGCAGCCUGGCAGUGUGUGCUGUGGCCUGGCUUGUGGCCCACGUGCGGAUGCUGGGGCUGGACGAGCGUGAGAAGUCGCUGCAGAUGAUCCGCCAGCUGGCAGGGCCGCUGUACAGCGAGAACACCCUGCAGUUCUACAACGAGAGGGUGGUGAUCAUGAGCUCCAUCCUGGAGCAUAUGUGUGCGGACGUGCUGCAGCAGACGGCCACACAGAUCAAGUUCCCGUCCACGGGCAUGGACACCAUGCCCUACUGGAACCUGCUGCCCCCCAAGCGACCCAUCAAGGAGGUGCUGACGGACAUAUUUGCCAAGGUGCUGGAGAAGGGAUGGGUGGACAGUCGCUCCAUCCACAUCUUUGACACCCUGCUGCACAUGGGAGGCGUCUACUGGUUCUGCAACAACCUGAUUAAGGAGCUGUUGAAGGAGACGCGCAAGGAGCACACGCUGCGGGCGGUGGAGCUGCUGUACUCCAUCUUCUGUCUGGACAUGCAGCAAGUGACCCUGGUCCUGCUGGGCCACAUCCUGCCUGGCCUGCUCACCGACUCCUCCAAGUGGCACAGCCUCAUGGACCCCCCUGGCACCGCUCUCGCCAAGCUGGCCGUCUGGUGUGCCCUGAGUUCCUACUCUUCCCACAAGGGGCAGGCGUCCUCCCGCCAAAAGAAGAGACAGCGUGAAGACAUCGAGGAUUACAUCAGCCUCUUCCCCUUGGAUGACAUGCAGCCCUCGAAGCUGAUGCGACUGCUGAGCUCCAAUGAGGAAGAUGCAAAUAUCCUUUCGAGUCCCACGGACCGGUCCAUGAGCAGCUCCCUGUCGGCCUCCCAGCUCCACACGGUUAACAUGAGGGACCCGCUGAACCGAGUCCUGGCCAACCUGUUCCUGCUCAUUUCCUCCAUCCUGGGGUCUCGGACCGCCGGUCCCCACACGCAGUUCGUGCAGUGGUUCAUGGAGGACUGCGUGGGCUGCCUGGAGCAGGGCGGCCGAGGCAGCAUCCUGCAGUUCAUGCCCUUUACCACCGUAUCGGAACUGGUGAAGGUGUCAGCCAUGUCCAGCCCCAAGGUGGUUCUGGCCAUCACGGACCUCAGCCUGCCCCUGGGCCGCCAGGUGGCUGCCAAAGCCAUUGCCGCCCUCUGAGGGGCUUGGAGCGACCGCAGGGGCUGGCAGGGAGGGUCCCAGCCCCGGGCGCCUCAGAAAAGGACGUGUGGAAAGAUGAGACAUCAUUGCUCAUAUCCACAUGAUGUAACCGCCCUCGGUCGGUUUCCAGAUCUUUCCCUUGCUCCUGACUUCUGACCUCUAAGACGGCUCCCAGUUUCUUUCAUAAUUUCCUUCCCCACUGCCAGUACCUGAUGCGUGUGAGCAGCCUGGUUCCUUGACUCAGGGCGGUCUCACUGCAGCCCUCCCGCCCGAGCCCUGUGCGCGCCUCCCGCUUCCAAGGGUGGGUUUACCUCCGGGGAACUUGAUAGGUGCAGGGUAUAUGUGUAUAUAUGUAUUAUCUCUUUUUACACGUGGUGUGUUCACCUCGGCUGGCUUGUAAAUAAAGACCUCGUGGAUCCCUC
This is a messenger RNA of Balaenoptera acutorostrata (minke whale), 3607 nucleotides long. RefSeq names its product mediator complex subunit 24 (gene MED24). Gene Ontology annotation, molecular function: transcription coregulator activity. Lineage: Eukaryota; Metazoa; Chordata; Mammalia; Artiodactyla; Balaenopteridae. Gene Ontology annotation, cellular component: mediator complex. The coding region runs from base 186 to 3185 and encodes 999 amino acids. The record is from RefSeq and is a predicted model, not a curated record. The transcript is spliced from 26 exons.